AUGACUGCCCAUGUGUCAGACCUCCUCACGCUAAUCAUCAUCACAUCGCCCACUCUCUCUGCUCCGUCUACCGAGCUUCUCUCCACAGUCCUCAAGUCCUUUCGCAACCAUUGCGAACCGCUGCUACGCUGCAGAGUCAUUGUCGUCUUAGAUGCAUAUGAGCACAUCACCGCCCAGCCUCGCCUCAAGAAAGGCCAUGUCACUCAGGAAGGCGCACACCACUACGCCGCCUACAAGGAUAAUGUCCGAAAACUUUUUCUGGGCGAAUACCUCGUCAAGUACAACACCGCCUCGGGGGAAACGGCUAGUUUAAAAAUGACGGAGAUUUGCAGCGAAGCCGAAUACGGCUCACCCGGUAGCACCACACCAGUUCCCAUCACUGUCACAUCGACGGAGAAUGACUGCGUUACAUUUAUCGAGGCAACGGGUCAGAAACGCCUGGGAUUCGGCUUGGCAGUUCGCACUGCCCUCAGGGCUGUCAACACCCCCUACGUCUGGGUUCACCAACACGACUGGGCCCUUGUCUAUGACAUUCCCAUAUCAGCUCUUCUCGGCGCCAUGUGCGCUUCGGAAGUGAGCCAUGAUGCGAAACCUGUCAAGUAUGUGUGCUUGCCCUCGGGGCGGAGAACAUCGUACGCUACAUCCGAUCAAGUCAUGCCCUUUCCGGAACUACGGAAAGUCGCCAUGGCCCUCACCGGCGAUUAUGUACCUCUAAAUGGGGACAAAGCGGCUAGCAUACCCCUGACUCCCAUGUUCUUUUGGCACGACAAGCCGCACAUUGCUUCGACUAAGCAUUAUCUUGAGCGUGUGUUCCCAACCAGGCUGGCCAUGAUGCGAGGAGCCUUCAUCGAGGACACGAUAGGGCAGAAAGCAAGGGGACAGAUGAAGAAUGGCCAGUGGUCCAAGUGGGCCACCUGGCUUUAUCAUCCUGGUAAUGGGAAGCAAGCGUGCUUGAAGCAUUUGCAUGGGCGGACUUGGAGAGGCCAGGAGGAAGAAUCGAGGAUGAAGGAGGUGUAUCGUGAGCGGAAUCUCGGCUGCGUUGCGCCGCCGACCUGCGGAUAA
Ustilaginoidea virens is the source of this 1062-nucleotide messenger RNA. RefSeq lists its product as uncharacterized. The coding region runs from base 1 to 1062 and encodes 353 amino acids. The record is from RefSeq and is a predicted model, not a curated record. NCBI's taxonomy places the organism in Eukaryota, Fungi, Ascomycota, Sordariomycetes, Hypocreales, Clavicipitaceae. The transcript has a single exon.